Messenger RNA from Drosophila hydei, 4788 nucleotides. RefSeq lists its product as uncharacterized. The record is from RefSeq and is a predicted model, not a curated record. Gene Ontology annotation, molecular function: protein binding; serine-type endopeptidase activity. Gene Ontology annotation, biological process: proteolysis. Gene Ontology annotation, cellular component: membrane. Bases 391 to 4596 code for a protein of 1401 amino acids. The transcript is spliced from 13 exons. Lineage: Eukaryota; Metazoa; Arthropoda; Insecta; Diptera; Drosophilidae.
UUUAUAUAUGUAUGUGUCUGUGUGUGUGGCUGCGGCUCGACAACUAAAAAUAUAUUGUGCGCUUCAUAUUUUUGGAUUCGACUUCAGUGGUUGCCCCUUUGCGACGUUGUUGCUGGGUCGCUGCUUCUUAGAUUUUGUAAGCAAAGCACGAAAUAAAUAUAUAUAACAUCUACAACAACAACUAAGGUGUUUUGGGCCCGUGGCGCGACAGGCAUAAAGCAAACAGCAACAGACUUUGCCUGUGUUAGAUGCCAAAUGCUUCAGCAGAACAGAGAUUGAUGCUGCCAGUCAACGCACAAACAACAACAACAACAACAUACGACAACCGCCGUGUUGCUUACAAACAGCAAUUGAGAUAUUUCGAUUUCGCUUAAUGACGCUGAUUAAAACAUGAACGCACUCGAUAUGAAUAAACAAUUUCUAAGCGUUUCGCACGAAUCGCACUCGAGCGAUGCCCAACGCAAUCGAACACGCUCGGAACGCGCUUCGAGCUUGGCCUUGCCGCUCAACUCACUGCUGGACUUUUACGACAAGCAGCAGGAGCAAUGCAAAUCGGUUACUUUGCUGCCGCUGCCCAGCGGCAACAAUAGCAACAGCAACAGCAGCACCAACAUCGACAACAUCGACAACAUCAACAACAGCAGCAGCAGCAGCUCCAGCAGCAUUGUGCGUCGUCAUUCCUCCCACUACUAUCCCAUGCUCGAGGACAAGCAGAAGCCAAACCCACAACUGCCGCAAUCUGCCGCCGAUUUGCUGGUAAACAUGGCGGAUCAGAAAUAUUGCAAGUCAGCCAAGCAGCAGCAGCUGGUGCGUGUGGACACGCCCGUAACGCCACCGCCGCCGAUACCACGUCGCCUGAUGCGCGCCGUCAAAUGCGGCUGGCAGAACGGCAGCCAGGAUGUUGGCCAGGAUAUAGUCGCCGCUGCCGCCGUCGCCGCCGCCGCCGCUGCUGCUGCAGCUGGCAAUGGCAGCGUAUUUGUUUAUCCGCAGCCAACAAGCCAGAGCAUUGAGUGCACAGCGAGUGGCGGUGGUGUGGGCGGGGCAGAGAGCGUGGCACAAUCAGCGCUGCUUGUUGACCUGGCCGCACGUCCGACAUACGCGGAUGCCGAUGGCAUAUCCGAUGACGACCGCAUGAGCUUGGAGAAUUCCGUUUUCGAUGAGUCACUGACCUCGACACCCGUCAAGGUCGCCGGCUAUGCGCAAGGCAGCAGUCGCUAUGGCAUGAUGGCCAAGCGUGCCCAGCGCUCCUCGAGCAGCACCGCCGACUCGGCGUACGGCUCCUCGACGGGCGGGCAUAGCGAGCGGUUCGCCUCCAGCUCGACCAGCGUCGAUUUUCGCAGUCGCUUCUCCUCGGUGGACACGCAAUCGUCGCUGGACGAGAAGCCUCCGAGCAUUUCGAUUGAUUCGCCGCUGGCCAAGGACACGUGCCGUCUCGAGAGAGCCGCACUCAACGAUGUCAUGCACAAGCUCAACAACAAUCUAUACAACAACAGCAGCAACAGCAACAGCAUCAACAGCAGCAACAGCAGCAACAGCAAUCCCAACAACAACAAGUUGCCGCAGGUGCCGGCCCGUAAGCUGCCGCAGCUGCCGGCCAAGCUGCCACCGCCGCCGCCCAAUCCGAAGAGCAGCCAUAACUGCUCCAGUGACAGCAGCAAGGAGAGCAGCAGCAGUGUCUCGGCCUCGGCGUCAACUUCAUCCGCUGGCAGCGGCUCCAGCACCAUAUCCAGUGCCACCAUGUCAUCCAGUUCGGGCGCUGAGGCUGCCGGCGCCGUGGCCGCAAUCGCAGCCAACAAUCAAGCGAAACGUCCAGGUCCGCCGGAGCCGCCCCUACGCAAUCUCAGUGCUUUCGAGUGCAUGGAUAAUGUGGCCAAAGUGCAUCAGCCGCCGCCGCCGCCGUUGACCGUGCGCAACAAGCUGACGCGCAAGAAGCCGCCGCCCAUCGUCUAUCCCAAGUUGCAGCAGCGCCAGGACUCGACGCUCUCCAGCGACAGCUACUCAAUCAGCUCCAGUCCGGGCUACAACUCGAAGCUAAUGGAGACGCCGCUGCUCGCCGCCACGCAGACAGCGCGCAAGAGUCAAGCGCCCAGCGUGGUGCAGCGACAGCCGUUGAUGGAUUUGGUACCCACACGUUUUGCCAUUGGCUCCGGCAGCAGUCAGCAGCAGGCGACGCCGAUGCGUGGCAAAAUGAAUUUCCGCCAGGACUCGACGAUAUCCAGCGAUAGCUUCAGCCAGACCUCCAGUCCUGGCUACAAUCCCAAGCUAAUGGAGGCGCCGCUGUUGCCCUCGCUGUCCGCCAAGCGGCUGUGCAGCGCGCCAGCGCCCAUUGUCUGUCGCCAGGGCGUGCAACAUGAGCCCAUCGAGGAGCUGGAGCCGCCGCAAACCUUGUCGCCGCUCAACAAGUGCGCCAGUGCCACGCCCAGCAGCCUACAAACCAUCGUGCGCUUCCAGAAUGGCGCACCGCACACCAUGUCCUUGCAGCAUCAGAUCAUCAAUCGUCGCAAGAGCUCGAAUCCGUACAUCACCAAUGGUCGCUUGAAGUUUCGCCUAUUCCAAAUCCUGAUCAAUGCAUUCGCCUUGCUCGCCAUUGCCGGCGGCUUGGCUGCCUACUUCAAUGCGUAUCCCACAAUUAAGUUCGUCAACAAGACGAUCAUCAACACCAUCCAUGUGGAGGACACGUCGAACUUUGGCAAGAAUCCCGCACCGGGCACCUGCCUGCCCAUCAUCAUCAAGUUCUGCCAGGGCUCGCAGAUACCCUACAAUUAUACCGUAUUUCCCAAUUACAUUGGGCACUUUGGCCAGCUGGAGACGCAAGUGGAUCUUGACUCCUUCGAGGCGUUGGUCGAUGUGCGUUGCUAUGAGCUAGUCUCGCUCUUCCUGUGCACGCUCUUUGUGCCCAAGUGUGGACAAACUGGCGCCGCUGUGCCGCCCUGCAAGACGCUCUGCACGGAAACAAUGCGUCGCUGUGGCUUCUUUUUCGACGUUUUUGGCUUGAGUCUGCCGGAGUAUUUGAACUGCAAGCUCUUCAAGGACUUCUCCAGUGCCGAGGACUGCGUGGGCUUGGAUGAGGUGCGUGAGGUGAUGGUGUCGUCGGCAAAUCCCAAGUGCGAUGGCUUCCAGUGCGAUACCAGUCGUUGCCUGCCCAAGGAAUAUGUCUGCGAUGGCCAUUUGGACUGCAUGGACCAGGAGGACGAGGGCAACUGCUCGCGCUGUCACGAGGGCGAAAUCUAUUGCGGCGAUGAUCGUUGCAUUAGCAUCGAUCACAUUUGCGAUGGCGUCAUCGACUGUCCCUACGCGCAGGACGAACGCAAUUGUCUGCGUCUGAGUGAACGCAACGGCGAUGUGGGCUCGGGCGUCUUGGAGGUGUUUCGCAUGAACAAGCGCCAAUGGAUGCCGGCCUGUGUCAAGAAUUGGGAUCGCGCCGUCUCGCCCAGCGCUGUCUGCUCCAUCUUGGGCUAUUCGGCUGUGAAUGCUACCAGCGUGGUUACCCAGCGCACGCAUCGUCCGCUGCUGGCCUCGGUGAAUGUCUCCACGGACAUCUGGAAGCUGUAUGCCAAACGCCGCUCGACGCUGAUGCAGGAAUUCGCCAACUGCCGGCAGACAGAGGAUUAUCCCAUAGCUGAGCUCACAUGCUCCAAUUUCGAGUGCGGCAAGGUCAAGCGCGGACGUCACAAGCCCUCUAGACGCAUCAUUGGCGGCUCCCAGGCGAAUCCCGGCAAUUGGCCUUUCCUGGCUGCCAUCCUAGGUGGACCCGAGAAGGUAUUCUACUGCGCAGGCGUUCUCAUCUCCGAUCAGUGGGUGCUCACGGCCUCCCAUUGUGUGGGCAAUCAUACGGUUAUUGAUUUGGAGGAUUGGACCAUACAGCUGGGCGUUACGCGUCGCAAUUCCUUCACCUAUACGGGUCAAAAGGUCAAGGUCCGAACAGUCAUACCACAUCCGCAGUACAACAUGGCCAUAGCACAUGACAACGAUAUAGCCCUCUUUCAGCUUGCCACUCGUGUUGCUUUCCAUGAGCAUCUGCUGCCCGUCUGUCUGCCGCCGCCCAGCAUCAAGAAUCUGCGACCCGAGCAGCUGUGCACGGUCAUUGGCUGGGGCAAGCGUGAGGACAAGGAUCCCAAGUCCACCUAUGAGUUUAUAGUCAAUGAGGUGCAGGUGCCCAUCAUUACGCGCAAUCAAUGUGACGAAUGGCUGGAUAAUCUAACCGUAUCCGAGGGCAUGGUCUGUGCGGGCUACGAUGAUGGUGGCAAGGAUGCCUGUCAGGGCGAUUCGGGCGGACCUCUGCUGUGUCCGUAUCCUGGCGAAAAGGAUCGCUGGUUUGUUGGCGGCAUCGUCUCGUGGGGCAUAAUGUGCGCCCAUCCCAAGCUGCCCGGCGUCUAUGCGAAUGUCAUCAAGUAUGUGCCCUGGAUCAACGAGCAAAUACAGAAAUAUUCACGUCCAGCCAGCGAGGAGCCGGUGCAAAAAUACGAUCUACAUCCGGGUGGACCAGAUAUACUAUCGAAAAUGUCAUCGGGUCCGGUAAGGAAGCGCAAGCCCUUCAACUAUCACAACGGCAAGCCGAAGGGCAUUGACUUCUACGAUAGCGAGGAGCGUAAGUAAACGAGCAGAAGUAAUUGUAAUACCACUAAAUACAUAUGUAUACCUAGCCUAUAUAGUGAAUAUGAAUAUGAAUAUGAAUAUGAAUAUGAAUAUGGCAUAUGAACUUUGAAUACAGCAUAUCCUUGAAACGUUUGCACAAAGCACAAAGCCAAAAAGCAGUUGUGCUCAAUACACACACACACAAACACAUAC